This is a messenger RNA of Melanotaenia boesemani (Boeseman's rainbowfish), 1858 nucleotides long. It is a transcript of the gene nfkbid, whose product is annotated as NF-kappa-B inhibitor delta. Bases 163 to 1542 code for a protein of 459 amino acids. Gene Ontology annotation, biological process: regulation of gene expression. Gene Ontology annotation, cellular component: nucleus. The record is from RefSeq and is a predicted model, not a curated record. NCBI's taxonomy places the organism in Eukaryota, Metazoa, Chordata, Actinopteri, Atheriniformes, Melanotaeniidae. The transcript has 12 exons. Gene Ontology annotation, molecular function: protein binding.
GACAGUGUGGACUUACACGCGGGAGCUGCUACAAGAAGUCAGACAGGCUUCUGCCCACCUGAACAACACAGCUUCCUCCGGCUCCGUGAAUCCCGUUUUCAACAGACUGGUGACUGAGUGGACGAUCCGCUAAAGACAUCAGAGGAAAAAAACGUUUCUGACAUGCACUUUGAUAAAUCGCCAAAAGAGAAGCCGUGUUGCACCCUGCCCACAGUGAAAAAACUCUUGGAGCAGAAGAGAAGACGUGGGUCGUUGGCUGUGCCACCACCCUGCUCUACUGCCAGCACAAGCCCUCUUCCUAUAACUACUGUGACAGACUUGUCUUCCUCAGAACCAUUUACCUGUACAGGUGCAGCAAUCAGCUACUCAGACAUGGCAGUAAGCUAUGAACCAUGGGCCACAACUCCUGAGUCGACACUCAGUUAUUACACCAACCAUCCAGGACCUAGCUAUGCUGCAUCCUACAACCUUCCAAUAGCACCUGAAUACAGCACCCAGCAGCAAGUCCAAGGAUUUGUAGAUCCAAUGCCUCAUUCAUAUCAGGACUACCAAAUGGGAGUCACAGAUUCCACUGUGGUUUCGUCUUGGCCACUUCCAGGACCCAGUCAGACCACACAGCAGAUUUUUGGUCCACCCAUGGAUGCCUCCAAGUUAGAAGAGGCCAGGAUGUUGCUCAGUGGGAUGGACUACUGCAGAGCUACCUGUCAAGAUGAAGAUGGAGAUACCAUCCUGCACAUCUACACUGCCAAGGGACUGAGGGAGUGUGCCUAUGCUGCUGCAGAAAAGCUGAGGGAUGUGGGGAGGCUCGAUGCGAAAGAACACAAAGGAAAAACUGCUUUGCUGGUGGCAGUGACGGCAAACCAUCCGGAGAUUGUACAAGAUCUGUUGUCGUUAAGGGCAGACAUCACCGCUUGUGAUGUUAAAGGACAAACUGCACUUCAUCUGGCUGCUCACUAUGGAUUCCCUCAGGUUCUGCAGGUAAUUCUGUCUAACAGACCAUCUGUCAACCUGGAGGCUCGCAAUUUUGAAGGUAUGACUCCUCUGCACUGUGCAGCCAUUUCUCACAGUGUCACCGUCAAGGCCCUGUCCACCAGCGGGCCAGCUGAUGUUAAUCUUCAGGCCAAAGCUGCAGAGAAGCUGUCGUGUGUGCAGUUGCUACUGAGUGCAGGGGCUUCCCUUCUCAGCCAGGAAAUCAAAAGCAACAAGACAGUCCUGCACUUGGCUGUAAAAGAGGGGAAUAUUGACCUGGUGCGCUAUCUGCUGAGGUUUCCCCUGCCAAACAUGAAAGACUUUGUCAAUAUGAAAGCUCAUGGCCACACAGCUUUACACAUGGCGGCUGGUCUCCAUGGUAACCCUCACCAGAAGGAUAUUCUCCAGCUGCUGCUGGGCAGAGGAGCUGAUCCCAGUAUCCGUAACCUGGAGAAUGACCAGCCGGCUCACCUGCUGCAGAGUGAUGAGCAGGGAGAGCAGCUCAAACUCAUGUUGAAGAAACGAAGUGCUUCUUCUCGACGACGCAUCGUGUCCUUGCAGGACCAGGAAUGAUUGAAAUCACUUGUAAUUCCUGUUUAGAGGGAAUGAGUUGGUUCCUCUAUUGAGAAGGGGAUGCUGCUUUUACGGUUAUAAGAUUUUGGGAGUCUAGCCUAUACAUUUGGUGUAUUAAUCUCUACAUUUAUUGAUAUUCACGUUUUAUUUUUUAUGACAAAUUAAGCUUUAAUAAUUAAAUUUGCUUUGUUACAUUAGGUGUUUAUGAAACCAUAAACACCUGCCACAUUCAUUGUUCUAAACACACAAUGGAUUAUGAAUUUAUUUGUUAGCUUUCUACUUAUGAAAAGCCAUGUGUAAAACAUUCUGACAUACA